Molecule: messenger RNA, 2369 nt
Organism: Cucurbita maxima (winter squash)
Lineage: Eukaryota; Viridiplantae; Streptophyta; Magnoliopsida; Cucurbitales; Cucurbitaceae
Product: acyl-coenzyme A oxidase, peroxisomal
Exons: 7
Coding region: 59-2131 (690 amino acids)
Biological process (GO): fatty acid beta-oxidation using acyl-CoA oxidase; lipid homeostasis
Cellular component (GO): peroxisome
Molecular function (GO): fatty acid binding; acyl-CoA oxidase activity; FAD binding
Source: RefSeq, a predicted model, not a curated record
CAAACCGACUUCCGGUAGGUCUACUCUGCUUCUCUCUCUACUGGUUUGCGAUUGACGGAUGGCAUCACCGGGAGAACCAAAUCGGACGGCGGAGGAUGAAUCUCAAGCAGCCGCCCGGCGAAUCGAACGGCUGUCUUUACACCUGACUCCGAUUCCCCUUGAUGAUUCGCAGGGGGUGGAGAUGGAAACGUGCGCGGCGGGGAAAGCGAAGGCGAAAAUCGAAGUGGAUAUGGGGAGUUUAUCACUGUAUAUGAGGGGGAAACACAGGGAGAUUCAAGAGCGAGUGUUUGAGUACUUCAAUUCGAGGCCUGAAUUGCAGACGCCGGUGGGGAUCUCCAUGGCCGAUCAUCGGGAGCUCUGUAUGAAGCAAUUGGUAGGUCUGGUCAGGGAAGCCGGAAUUAGGCCGUUUAGGUUUGUUAAUGAAGAUCCUGCUAAGUAUUUCGCUAUUAUGGAGGCUGUUGGAAGUGUGGAUGUCUCUCUCGCCAUUAAAAUGGGCGUCCAGUUCAGUCUAUGGGGUGGCUCUGUCAUCAAUUUAGGAACCAAAAAGCACAGAGACAGAUUCUUUGAUGGUAUUGACAAUGUGGAUUAUCCUGGCUGCUUUGCUAUGACUGAACUUCAUCAUGGCUCAAACGUUCAGGGUCUCCAAACAACAGCUACAUUCGAUCCGAUCACGGACGAAUUCAUUAUCAAUACACCAAAUGACGGAGCCAUCAAAUGGUGGAUUGGCAAUGCUGCAGUUCACGGCAAGUUUGCCACGGUUUUCGCUAAGCUCGUGUUGCCAACUCAUGAUUCUAGAAAGACUGCUGAUAUGGGCGUCCAUGCUUUCAUUGUUCCAAUAAGAGAUCUCAAGUCUCAUAAAACACUUCCAGGAAUUGAAAUCCAUGAUUGUGGCCACAAGGUAGGCCUCAAUGGUGUCGAUAAUGGAGCGUUGAGAUUCCGUUCAGUGAGAAUUCCACGAGAUAAUCUCCUCAAUCGAUUUGGAGAGGUAUCCCGGGACGGGAAGUAUAAGAGUAGUCUACCAUCUAUCAAUAAAAGAUUUGCAGCAACAUUAGGAGAACUUGUAGGUGGAAGAGUUGGGCUAGCAUAUUCUUCAGCUAGUGUUCUUAAGAUUGCUUCCACAAUUGCUAUUCGUUAUUCGCUGUUGCGCCAGCAGUUUGGCCCACCAAAGCAGCCUGAAGUCAGUAUUUUGGAUUACCAGUCUCAGCAGCACAAGCUUAUGCCAAUGCUGGCUUCAACUUACGCCUUCCAUUUCUCUACUAUGCAACUUGUGGAAAAGUAUGCACAGAUGAAGAAGACUCAUGAUGAAGAACUAGUUGGAGAUGUGCACGCGUUAUCGGCAGGCCUCAAGGCUUACGUUACUUCUUACACGGCGAAAUCCUUGAGUACCUGCAGGGAAGCCUGUGGCGGCCAUGGAUACGCUGUCGUCAAUCGCUUCGGUACUCUUAGGAACGAUCACGACAUUUUCCAGACUUUUGAAGGAGACAAUACUGUUCUUCUACAACAGGUUGCAGCCUACCUCUUGAAGCAAUACCAGGAGAAAUUUCAAGGUGGGACACUUGCAGUUACAUGGAACUACCUGCGAGAGUCGAUGAAUACAUAUCUGUCUCAACCGAAUCCCGUCACGGCACGGUGGGAAAGUGCAGACCAUCUCCGAGAUCCUAAGUUUCAGUUAGAUGCCUUCCAAUAUCGAACGUCUCGAUUACUUCAAAGUGUAGCUGUUCGUCUCCGGAAACAUACUAAAAACCUUGGAAGCUUUGGUGCAUGGAAUAGAUGCCUGAAUCACCUCUUGACUCUUGCAGAAUCCCACAUUGAAUCUGUAAUCCUCGCUCAGUUUAUCGAAUCUGUACAAAGAUGUCCCAAUGCAAAUACACAGGCUACUCUGAAACUCGUAUGCGACCUUUACGCCUUGGAUCGAAUCUGGAAUGACAUCGGAACAUACCGAAAUGUCGACUACGUAGCUCCCAACAAAGCAAAGGCUAUCCACAAGCUCACUGAAUAUCUAUGUUUUCAAGUGAGAAACAUCGCACAAGAACUGGUCGAUGCAUUCGAUCUUCCAGAUCAUGUAACUCGGGCACCCAUCGCAAUGAAGUCGAAUGCUUACUCCCAGUACACGCAGUACAUCGGAUUCUGAUAGCCAACCAGUACAAAAUUGCAUUCAAACUUGGACCACUGGUGAGUGGUUAGCUACCAAAACCUCAUAUCAGUAUUGUGAUCACUGAUAAAAACUAUUGGCUGUGUCAAUUCUAUACCAAUUGUCAUGUUGUCUUUGUUCUUUUCUUCUCUAUGUAUUGGAAAAGAUCGAGACAACUAAAUUGUCAAUAAUAAGUUAUAUGGAUGUUUACAGGAAGAAAUGAAUUAUCAUUACUCAA